GAGAUUUAAAAAAAGUUGUAUCCGGCUUUGUUUCAAUUUCUGUAUUUUAAGCGCUUAUUGUGAAGGAAAUCUACGGUCUGAUUGCUUUAUAUUAGUAGCACGAAUAACUAAUAAUAUAUAGAAAUGGGGAAGAAACACAAAAAGCACCAUAGGGCCGAUCCUGCGGAGUUAGAAGAUUUACCACCUGUGAAACUAACAAUCAAAGUUGGAACUCCAGAUCCCCAUGCUGAUGAAGCAUAUCUUACAGAGACGCAUGUUGAGAAGAAACAUAAACACAAGAAAAAGAAGAAAAAGCAUAAGCACCAUAAAGACAAGGAGGCAUCAUACCAAGAUGUUGAACCAACCACAGGCGAAAACACUGAACAAUCCGAGCUUGAAGAUGUGGAGGCAGAGGCAUCAGUUGAUCAAAAGGAGGAUAUCAAAGUUGCAAAAACAGAGAAGCCCAAGGAGUCAAAUAAAAGACCAAUCGAUGAGAUUGAGGGAGAAGUAAACAUAACGGAAGAGCCAAAUGAGCCAUACCUAAAGAAGAUCUUCAGAGGGGAGGAUUAUUUUGACCGCAAGGCCCGGGAACCGAGGGGAGGCCUCAUCACUGAUAAGUCUCCCUUGAACCAUUGCUUGGAGUACCUUCAAAGAGUUCUGUCAAGAAAAGACAUCAACGGUUUUUUCUCAUUCCCCGUCAAUGAUGUUAUAGCCCCUGGCUAUUCAGCGAUUGUGUCUCAACCAAUGGACUUCAGCACGAUGAAAUCUAAAGUGGAAAAUGAUGAAUAUCCUUCAGUAACAGAAUAUAAAAAAGACUUCAAACUAAUGUGCGAUAAUGCUAUGUUAUACAACCAUCCAGACACAGUUUAUUACAAGGCAGCAAACAAAUUACUCAACAUUGGCCUAAAAACAAUGAGCAAGGAGAAACUGCUCCAAUUAAAGAAGAAUCUCUCCCUGAUGCAGAACAUCACAGAUGUGGAGUUGGGGGUGGAUAAAGAUGAUAUCCUAGUGGAUAUAACAUCUGUUGAUAACACACAGACUCCUCUCAAACCAAAAGAACCUCAGCCUCUUGCCAUAAAAACAAAUAUGUAUAAAGCAGAGGCAAUUAGAGACAACCUCUCAUCAAAACAGAUACUCGCCCAAGCCGAGCAGGCUGCACAGGAUGCGGCAGAUCGAUUAGCUGCAAAGUCUCCCAAAAGCAAGAUGGGGUUCUUGAAGAGGCGUAAAGAUGGCACUACAACUCUCAACAUCCUAAACCCAGACAAUGAUGGUGUUGUGAACGAAAAGGAGCGUGUGAUCACCCUUGGCAACCUUAUUGGGAAAGUUACGCAAGGAACGGGGCAAAUUGCAGGAUUCAAAGAGGAUAAAAGAAACAAGAUUAACCCUGUCCACUACCUGCAAUAUGGUCCCUUCAGCAGCUAUGCUCCUGUGUACGAUUCCUCCUUCAGUAACCUGUCCAAAGAUGAGAGUGAUUUCCUAAUAACUGCAUAUGGAGAUGAACCAGCAGCUCAAUUUGCCCAAAGUCUUCAGAACUUUGUUGGGGAUGCAGGUGAUUAUGCUAUACGAAUGGUUGACAGCCUGUUGGGAGUCUUAACUGGCGGAGACCACUUUAAAUCGAAGAAAGUUAUGCAAGAGAAACAAAGAGAAAAAGAAGAAAAGAAAAGGCAAGAGGAAGAAGAAAAAAAACAAUUGGAAGAGAGGGAAAAAGCACAAAAGCAAAUGGAGGAAGCUGCAAGUCAGAAAGAUCGUAUUGAAAAUCUGAGGUCACUGUCUGAAAUUGGCAUAGAUACAUCAUUCCUGGAUUCUUUUGUAAAAGGCAACAAACUUCAGUCCCAGUUGGACGAGACUUCUCAGUUAAUAUCGGAUCUCCAGUCUAAGCAAAAUGAUCGCCUUACCCAGAAGCCGCCGAGUCAUCUCCAACAUGUCCAAGGACCGUCAACAGAAGAGAAGGCAAUAGCAGGAAAAGUCACAAAAAAUCUUGCGGAAAUAACUAAACAGGCAACACCAGCAGAUGUAAUUUCCGCUGGUGCAGUCAGGAGAGCUCUGGGAGUGACAGUGGAGCCCCUCACCCCUCCACCUGUCCCUGUAGAAGACCCAAGCUCCAUGGAGGGGAAUGCAAUGCAGCAAUCUCAGUCUGAAAUAGAGCACACAGAACCAAACACCCAGAUACAAACUUUAGAAGCCUCCAAUCCAUCAGAAUUUCAAAAUGAGGCUAAUUUCCAGAAUGAGGUUGAUGGCCAUUUUGAAAAUGAAACAUUGCCGUCUGCUCAAACUCAAAAUGAGGCUGGAUUUCAGAGUGAGACUGGUGAGAUAGGAAUCAGUGAAGAGGAAGCAGCAAUCAGCUCUAUUCUACCAAUGGACGAAGACUCAAUGCUUUAGUGCUUGUAUUACUUAAAUAAAAAGAGCAUCACUCAUGUGGGUUAUUAUAUGUACCUGGAGUUAUCUAAAAGGAUCUUUACCUGUUAUACUCGGAAACAGAUUAUGGAAUUUUUCUGAGACUGGCCCUUUAAAAAAUGUUUGUUCUUCAAAGUUAAAUAUGACUUCUUUCCACUUACUAUGUUUUUCUUAGUAUCACUGAAAGUUACUGAAAUGGUGAGAAGGAAUGAACAAAAAAUGAAUAGAAAAGUUGAGCAAGAAUGUUAUUUUUGAAAGAAAUUAUGUGACAUUUUAAAUAUGACAAGCAAAAGUCAUGCAGGAAUGAUCAGGAUUUGAAAUGUAAAGCAAUAUUUGAACUUUUUUCAUAUUUUUACAAUGGUAUUAUUUUCAUGUUGUACAAAUAGAAAAUAGAAAAUAAAUGGUUUGUGUUUCCAUCAUAUUUGUGUUGUCCUGUUUGAGUUGUUAUUGCCAAAAUAAAAGAUCUGCUCUGAUCCUAAGACAUAAGUAAUACCAAGAAUUAAAAUUAAGAACAAAAUUGUAAGAUGUUUUUACAUAUUACCAAUAAGGUAAUUCAAUUUGUGUUCUGAAACUGUAAUAAUCCUAGCAUGGCAUAACUUAUUGGAUUG
This is a messenger RNA of Owenia fusiformis, 2981 nucleotides long. NCBI's taxonomy places the organism in Eukaryota, Metazoa, Annelida, Polychaeta, Sabellida, Oweniidae. The record is from the annotation of a GenBank genome assembly.